AUGGCGAAGAGGACAAAGUUGGAUGAUAAACCACAAAGUGAACUUAUUGCAGCGUGGCUGUACGGCAAGACGGUGUGCUCCAGCUACGCCUUCUGCGCCGUGCUGUUCGGCAUCUGCAGUCUGAGCACUCUCACCCUGCUCAGCGUGGUGUGCUUUGUCAAAGUGCGUUAUCCACUCUACGGAAACUGGUUCGACGGCAUUCACGGCCGUCUGCUCGUCGCCUGCGCUUGGCUGUACGCGCUGUCGUUCGCAUGCUGCCCGCUGGGCCACCGUGGAGCGUACUGGCCGGAGCCCUACGGCACCGCCUGCUGCAUUGACCGGCGCCUGUCCAAUCGUCUCCGGACGGCCCGCUCCUACACCGUGGCGCUCUUCUUCUUCUGCUACGUCCUCCCGUGCUGCAUCAUCCUGGCGUCUUACGCGGACAUCCUCGCCACGGUGCGCGCGUCGCACAAAACGACGGAGCGGCACGCAUCCGGCCAGGCGCACGUGAGCGGCAUCCAGAUCAUAAUUAUCAAGGUAAAGGUCAAAUACACACGGAUGAAAAAGUGGUUUAGUGGAGUUUACUAA
Molecule: messenger RNA, 567 nt
Organism: Phycodurus eques (leafy seadragon)
Lineage: Eukaryota; Metazoa; Chordata; Actinopteri; Syngnathiformes; Syngnathidae
Product: opsin-5-like
Biological process (GO): G protein-coupled receptor signaling pathway
Cellular component (GO): membrane
Molecular function (GO): G protein-coupled receptor activity
Source: RefSeq, a predicted model, not a curated record